AUGACUGGUGAAGGGAUACAACGUCAGUUACUUCAGGAAUUACAGAAGCAACGAUUUCAACAAUUGGGUCAUCAGCUCACAUCACUUUGUUGGGAUAAAUGUGUUUCAAAAUUAAGUAACUCAUUGGAUUCAAGAACUGAAGGCUGCAUAGCUAACUGUGUGGAACGAUACAUAGAUGUAUCAGGUGUUCUAACAAGUCGUCAGAAUGAAACACGUUUAGGAUUUAUUGAUGUCAAACCUAAUGAUUAG
Molecule: messenger RNA, 249 nt
Organism: Heterobilharzia americana
Lineage: Eukaryota; Metazoa; Platyhelminthes; Trematoda; Strigeidida; Schistosomatidae
Source: the annotation of a GenBank genome assembly